This is a messenger RNA of Cavenderia fasciculata, 2193 nucleotides long. RefSeq lists its product as uncharacterized. The record is from RefSeq and is a predicted model, not a curated record. Gene Ontology annotation, biological process: snRNA 3'-end processing. The coding region runs from base 1 to 2193 and encodes 730 amino acids. Lineage: Eukaryota; Evosea; Eumycetozoa; Acytosteliales; Cavenderiaceae. Gene Ontology annotation, molecular function: protein binding. Gene Ontology annotation, cellular component: integrator complex. The transcript is spliced from 6 exons.
AUGAAGGGUGAUCGUAUGCCGACCAUAUUAUCACCGAUUGCAUUGGCAAUUGGUGAGGAUUAUACUGAUCGUUGGUUAGAUUAUCUUUUAGACCCUUUAAAGUUGAAAGAUCAUUUAAAAGAAUUAAAGAACAAUACUACAAAUCAUCCAAAUGAAGCAUCGAUUGUAAAGACUUUAAUGAAACAAUAUGAAAAGGGUUACAAGGGAGGUGCUGCUGCCAACAUUUCUUCUCCUCCACCUCCUACUGCUACAGCUACAACAACAUCUACUACUCUGUCUGCAAAUUCAACUCCAACAACGACAACAACCAAUCUAUCAACUAUAACAACACAUAGAUUAAAGAUGUUGGUUAAUUUGGUGAUCAUUGUUAUUACAGAGGCUAAUUUAUCGUUGAGUGAUAUUGGUAAAAUCAUUCAAGCCUUUAAACAUCAAAGACUGCUAGUUGAGGAAUUGGAAUCGAGUCAACCCAAUGAUAGCGUAUUUCACACUUAUCUGAAAAGAUGGAUUAUCAGAGGUAUCAUUAAAGGUGAUCCGUUAAAAUACUUGAUCAACUCUUCACAUGCACUAUUCUCUAAAACAAUGGUAUUGGGUGGUACUGCAUCACCUCUUAUUCCCUCCAACACUCCCAGUCUUUCAUUGCAACAAACUUUGGGGUUGAUUGGUAUAGGGUCAAACAGCAGUCCUAGCAAUAGCGCAUCUUCAACACCGCCAUCAUCACCUCCUCCUACUCCACCCCAAUACAUUAGUAUACAAUCGACCAAGGAAAGAGAAAGAGAUUCACCAAUUGACAUUUUACAAAAAGAACCUGAAAUACUUGUUCUUGAACAAAUCACCAAAGAUUGUCUCGACUUUCUUAUCGAUUGGAUCGAUAAAUACAGAAAUAACAAAGACCUUCAACCUGCAAUCGCCGAAAUUACAUUAGAGCUAGGUGAAUACUAUUUCUAUAAACAAGAAUAUUCAAUUGCAAAAGAUUAUUUUAAUCAAUCUUUAAAAUAUGGAGAAUUUAAUAGUAAAGAAAGAGCAAAAUCAUUUUUAAUAGCAUGUAAAUCAAUGAUGGAUCAAGAAGACGAUGGAAUGAUGAAAAUUGAUUCAAGUGAUAAAAUAAUUGUAGAAAAAAGACAAAAAGACGACGAUGAGGAGGAAGAAGAAUCAACAUUGGAAAAGAUAGAAUUGGCCAUUGUAAAUAAUCAACAAGAUAAAAUAUUAGAGUAUCUAUACAUUGAUAUUAUAGAUUCUACUCUAAAUUGGCAAUUUAGAACAAAUCUAGAAAGACAUCAAAUCAUUCAUCAAAACAAUCGAAUCAAUAUCUUUAUUUUAAAUUUAAUUAAAUCUAUUAUUUAUCAAAAUUCAUUUAAUUUCAAUUAUGAUAUAAUUAAUCAAUUUAAUGAAAAGAGUUUUGAAUUUUUAUUUAAUACUGUACAUAAAUUCAUAUCAGAGGAGAAACAAAACAACAAUCAAUCAACGCAUUUGGAGAGAUUAACAUUUCAUUUAAAUAGAAUUGGUUAUAUUUUAAAUAAUGAUCAAUAUUGGAUUUAUUUUAAAAGAAUUUUACCAAAAUUAUAUACAGAAAUAGAUAUUAUUGAAAAGGAUGAUUUAGAUGAAAAAAUGGAUGAUGACAAUGAUGAAAUUAAAUUGUCAAAAUUUGAAAUUUAUGGAGAAAUAUUAAAUCAAGAUGAUACUAUAAAAACUGGUCAAUUAAUUAAAGAGUUAACUCAACAGACGGAUAAAACAAUCAUUGAUCAAUUACUUUUAGAAAAAAGUGUUAGACAAAUUAUCAAAAAACAAGAUUCUUCAAUCAAUGUUAAACACAAAGUAACAUUGGAAGAAAAAUGUUAUUUUGAAUUGAUUCAAUCAAUGAAUGAAUUUUACAAGAACGUAGGAGGAAUCGAUGAAGAAAAAGAAAAUCAACAAGUAAUCAACGCUUUAAAAAAUACAAUCAACAAAUAUACACCAACCUAUGAAAUGGUCAUCACCAUCAUAUCAACAUUGAUUAAUAAUAAUAGAUGGAAUGCAGUUUCUACAUGUUCUGACAUUCUAUCAAAACAACCACCAAAUAGUUACCCUUCACCAACCAUUGCAAGAUUAACCAAUACUCUUUUACAACUUUCAAAAUUACUCUCCUCAAUAUCAUUAAAUUUAAUUUCAAUUCAUUUAUUUUCAUCAUCAUCAAAAGAUUCUAUGGGUAUAUGUUGA